Rotaria socialis is the source of this 285-nucleotide messenger RNA. NCBI's taxonomy places the organism in Eukaryota, Metazoa, Rotifera, Eurotatoria, Philodinida, Philodinidae. The record is from the annotation of a GenBank genome assembly.
AUGUUUUCAUUACUUGUUUUAAUUCUGUUUAUAUUUCGAAUCCCAACAUCAACAGAUUCGGCUGUUUUAUUUUUUCAUAAGAAAGUCGACAAGCAGGGUCGUUUUCAUUCACCUCAACAUGGUAGCGCAUCGGCAUUGCCCGGUACUGUUUGGACACAUUUUCAAUGUGAUUCAAAAGUAAGUCCAUUUAUUGGUAUUGGUUUUGGUUGUUAUUGUCCUGGAGCAUGGUGUUCAAAUAAUGCCCAAUGUUGUUCGCAAAUGUGUUAUAAAAAAACUUGUUACUAA